This is a messenger RNA of Phlebotomus papatasi, 3078 nucleotides long. It is a transcript of the gene CRMP, whose product is annotated as dihydropyrimidinase. Gene Ontology annotation, molecular function: dihydropyrimidinase activity. NCBI's taxonomy places the organism in Eukaryota, Metazoa, Arthropoda, Insecta, Diptera, Psychodidae. Gene Ontology annotation, biological process: pyrimidine nucleobase catabolic process. Gene Ontology annotation, cellular component: cytosol; cytoplasm. Bases 757 to 2535 code for a protein of 592 amino acids. The record is from RefSeq and is a predicted model, not a curated record. The transcript has 8 exons.
UUGGUUUCUUUCAGUGAAUCGCUGUGGAAGUGUGUGAAAAGUUGAGCGGCGCAAUUGUGAGAUUCAGUGGUGUCUCAGGAAAAUUGUUGCUUUUCCCACUCAAUCGCAUUCAUAUCGAACCAUUCCUCUCGCGUAAGACCAAAAAAAUAAAAUUAAAACAUAAGGCAGUGCCUCUUUUAACCUUUCGCGUGGUGUCCAUUUGAACUUUUGUGGUCAAUUUUUGGAACUAUGCAUACCUCUACGCACUUUUCCCAUAUUUGGAUGGGAAGAGGCUGGAAAACACGCCUAGUUUUCAAUUUCUCACACGCAUACGGACACAGAGAAAAAUCUAUUUGAGUGCCAGAAGGGGAAAUUGAAGGCACAUGCACAGAGAAAAUUAUUGAUUUUCCACCCUCCUUGUGUGCUAAAGAAAGGACUUUUCUCUAUAGAUUUUUCUUUCCGGUCUAUCCACUGUUUCCUUCUUUUAUUCCCCAAAACAUUCUCUUGUUUUGACUCUAACCAUAUACUGUUGGUUGCAAAAUGCCGUGACAAUGUGAAUUAAGCUGACUAUACUGCGAUCGUGAGGUGGAUGAAAGAAAUCGUGCGAAGAAACUGUUUCGAGUGAUUUUUUUAUAAAUAUAGUACUGCAUUCAAUUGUAAAAGAGAGACAAAAUAUUGUGUUUAUUGAGUGUAUUUUAAAUUUUCCACACAAAUAUUGCUCAAGUGUUUUUGGUGUUGCUUUGAAGUCAGCUUAGGAGUGUCUUCGAGGGAUUUUAAAUGGCUGCACCUGUGAAGAAAGUCCCAAUUCACCUUCAGAGCUCUCAGAAUCGCCUGUACAUCAAACGAGGGCAAGUUGUGAAUCAUGAUCAAAUCAUCUCGGCGGACGUGUACGUGGAGGAUGGAGUGAUAAAAUUUGUGGGUCCAAGUGGAGAAUUUGUUGUGCCUGGAGGAUGUCGGGUGAUCGAUGCUGCGGGUCGUUUGGUGAUUCCUGGUGGAAUCGAUCCGCACACGCAUAUGCAGUUGCCUUUUGGCGGAACUGUGGCCGUGGAUGACUUCUAUCAGGGGACCAAGGCUGCUGUAGCCGGUGGUACAACCACCAUCCUCGACUUCGUCUUACCCAAUAAGGGUGAAUCACUGCUGGAGGCCUAUGAUCGUUGGCGCUCCUGGGCAGAUCCGAAAGUCUGCUGUGACUAUGGACUCCAUGUGGGUGUUACAUGGUGGGCUCCAUCAGUGGCAGAAGAAAUGAGGAUUUUAUGUGAGGAGCGUGGUGUAAAUUCCUUCAAGGUUUUCAUGGCCUACAAAGGACUCUACCAACUCACGGAUUCGGAACUCUAUGAAGUGUUUGAAGUGUGUCGUGAACUCGGUGCUGUGGCCCAGGUUCAUGCUGAAAAUGGAGAUAUAAUUGCCAAAAAUGUGCAAAAGUUGCUGGUGUCGGGUGUGACAGGACCUGAAGGUCAUGAGUUGUCUCGUCAGGAGGAAGUAGAAGCUGAAGCCACAUACAGAGCCUGCGUUAUUGCCCAUCAGACAAAGUGUCCCCUUUAUGUGGUGCACGUGAUGAGUAAAACGGCAGGAAGUGAAGUAGCUCGGGCUCGUGCCAGAUACGGCAAUGUGGGCAUUUAUGGUGAAACCCUGGCCGCUACCCUGGGCACAGAUGGGAGAAAUUAUCAGCAUCAGUGCUUCCAUCAUGCUGCUGGUCAUGUCCUCAGUCCACCUCUACGUCCAGAUCCCACAACCCCGGAAUAUAUGAUGAAACUCCUGGCCCAGGAUGAUCUACAGACGACGGGUAGUGACAACUGCACCUUCAACAAGGAACAGAAGGAAUUGGGUAAAGGAGACUUUACAAAAAUACCCAAUGGUGUCAAUGGAGUAGAGGACAGGAUGUCUGUGGUAUGGGAGAAGGGCGUUCACCUGGGACUGCUCGAUCCCAGACGUUUUGUUGCCGUCACGAGCACCAAUGCCGCCAAGAUCUUUAACUUGUACCCCAAGAAGGGACGCAUUGAAGUGGGAUCAGAUGCUGAUAUUGUAAUCUGGAAUCCACAGGCAACAAGAACCAUUUCGGCCAAAACUCACCAUCAAGCAGUGGAUUUUAACGUCUUCGAAGGCAUGACAUGCCACGGAGUCCCAGAAGUUGUUAUUGUCCGUGGAAAAGUUUGUGUAGAUGAGGGCAAUCUGCGCGUUGCCGAGGGUCAGGGUAGCUUCGUGGAUACCCCAAUUCGUCCACCCUAUGUCUAUGAUGCCCUCGCUGGGAAGAAGACCGAAGAUGCUUGCAAUGGCGUGAAGAAAUUAGAUAUCACACAAAAUCUUGAGAUUGAGAUUCCUGAUCACAGCAACGAUCAACCUCUUUCAUCACGAGAUGCUUUCAUGCUCUCAGGGCAAUCCAUGAGCCUUCCAGGAGAAUCAGUCGCAUGUACACCAUCCGGGAGGGCUCCACGUCAGGAAGGCCAGAGAAAUCUCCAGGAUACCACGUUCUCAAUUAGUGAGGAUCUUGAUACCGAGCAUCGUACUUGCAUCCGAGUACGAAAUCCACCUGGUGGUAAAUCUUCUGGCUUCUGGUAAUUCAUCGUGCAAUAAAGACAACAACAUUUUUCCCAUCGUCCGGAAAUGUUCAGGAGGAAAAUCUCUCCAGCAUAACACAUUAAAUCACUUAUAUAUAGUAAAAUAAUUUAGUAGAUAAAAAAAAAGAUUGUACUUCACCGAGAAUCAAGUACUACUAUUUAGUGUUACUUCUGUUUUUACCAAAAAUAAAAGUAAAAUUAAAAUUUCAUAUUAAGUACCAAAAAAAAAACAAGAAUAAAACUCUACCAAUAAACUAAUUGUAGGAGACAUUUGAUGAGAAUAGAACGAGAUAUUUCUACUCAAAUUAAAAUUAAAAAAAAAUAUUGCUACUGUGUAUUUGUAUGAGAACGCUUUAAUUGAUUAUAUCAAAAUUGAGACAACAUUGAGCAUUUAUUGCAUAGAUUUUUGUGAAAAAUCAUCUUGGUCAGGACGCACACAUAAUAAUAAUAAAAUGUGUAUCUCAUGUAAUGGUUUUAGUUAUAUUGACUCAAACUGUCUUUCAUUUGUGAACAACAAUAUAUAAUGGAAAGUUUUUAUGUAAAA